UUCGACCUGCUUAUAUUUCUUUCGAAGGGCAACGAGUGUGUAAUAUCCCACACAGGCGUUUUGUUAAUGUUUUUGUCAAACGUAUAUUGUCUAAAAUACAUUAUGAAUUAAAUCGGAUACAAAGCUAUGCUUGAUCAUGUCUUCUAAUGCCCCGCACUUUACGAAAGAAGAGACUGGUGAACCCACACAGAUCUCAACUGCUGUUUAUAGAGGGGCCCAUUAAUGGACCAAAGCAUGACUAUGGACCACAACUACGAAGUGCCAUUCAUCCCAAGACAUUUUUGUCCGAGAAACAACGGCAAAAUGAUGCAUUAUGUACUUCUUGGGUGUCUCCACAGUUUAAUUCGCUGGAGACCACAGCAGUUAGUCGAGGGAGGAAGAUUCAGAAGACUACGAGAUGUAUCUCAAACUCAGCCUCAGGCUUGUCAUUGCCUCAACAACAUAGAAGAACAACAGUUUGCAAAUAUCCCCCUUUGUCCUUCAAGGAAACCAUGCCAGUUCCACAGCAACGGUGCAAAAAUCUUCAUACAAAAACAGCCCUUCGAGUAACCAAAGAAGUUGAGCGUUUGCAGAAUAAGAGCUACAGGCUGGUUUCAUCAGACAAUCGUAAAGAGACGCUUGCAGAAACCCCAAGACGGAUCCCCUCUAUUCAGAGAGGAGUGGAUAGAAUGACGGCCACACGUGUUGAAAGAUUCACAAACUCCAGGCAUACAGCGGUUUCAAAGAAGACACAUUUCCACCCAAAUGCUAGAGUGGCAACUGAGGGUUACAUUCACACCCCAUUGUCAAAUGGAAGCCAGACACCCAACACAAGCUCCGUUCCUGCACCCCCAAAUGUAGAGACCCCAGAAAUAGCACAUUGUUCCAGCACUUCUUCCCCUGAUGUUCUCCAUAUUCUCUUUCCCCAAAGCCAGCCAAAGACUCCCCCGCUUACUCCGAAUACAAGCAUCCUAGUUAAGGACACACCUGAAAAAGACUAUGGGCUCAGGGUAACAUGGAGACGUAGGAAAGCAUUGAUGAAAUUAUUGAUAAACAAAGGACAGCUCCUUCUCACAGAUGCAGGAAUUGUGAAUGAGUGGAUUGAGGCCAUGAAUUAACAGUUACAGUAAUAAUUUAUGACUUAUUUUGCAGUCUUUGCUGUUCAAUACUUAGAGAUAAACUGAGAUAAUAGAUGAGUUGAUGAGCGAGUGUCAUGUUUUUAUAUUUGGGAAAUCAUGACAACUUAUAUUUGGGAUUUAUUUGUAAUGUAUGAUCACUUUAGAAGUGAAGAAUUAAAGAUUUAAUGUGUCAUCUCCUAGCAAGCUGUAUUUAAUACAAGCACUGCUGCUGCAAUUCUGUAUGCUGCUGUACACUAAUGUUUAUUAUUAUAUACUUAAAUGUGUAAUACAUGUACAUAUACAGAUUGUCAAACAAAAGUGUAAUGGAAUCCCUUUAUUUUCAUUAAUGACUUGUUUUUGAAAAAUU
This is a messenger RNA of Myxocyprinus asiaticus (Chinese sucker), 1464 nucleotides long. It is a transcript of the gene rhno1, whose product is annotated as RAD9-HUS1-RAD1 interacting nuclear orphan 1. Gene Ontology annotation, cellular component: chromosome; nucleus. The record is from RefSeq and is a predicted model, not a curated record. Bases 147 to 1097 code for a protein of 316 amino acids. The transcript has 3 exons. Gene Ontology annotation, biological process: cellular response to ionizing radiation; DNA damage checkpoint signaling; recombinational repair. Lineage: Eukaryota; Metazoa; Chordata; Actinopteri; Cypriniformes; Catostomidae.